Messenger RNA from Strongylocentrotus purpuratus (purple sea urchin), 831 nucleotides. RefSeq names its product integumentary mucin C.1-like. The record is from RefSeq and is a predicted model, not a curated record. NCBI's taxonomy places the organism in Eukaryota, Metazoa, Echinodermata, Echinoidea, Camarodonta, Strongylocentrotidae. The transcript is spliced from 7 exons. The coding region runs from base 166 to 831 and encodes 221 amino acids.
CAGGCUAAAAACCAAAAAUACGGUGUAUUGCGGGAGUUGCUGUUCGGUACCGUAACAUGUUUGUCCAUUGCCUUGACUGUUUUAUCGGAUUCGUCCAAGCUGACGAAAACAUCUUGUCCAGAUGAUUUCGGCCUGCAAAGUACCUUGCCGAAGUUCUUUAAGUGUAUGAUGUUGCGUCUGCCCGAUGACACCAUGUUGCAGACCGUCCCAAAAUGUCUCCCUUCCUCUGCUUUCGUUCCUGGAAAAUAUGUUGACGAACAUAUAAUAUGCAGAGUCCCGGAUUGUGGCAAACACCUUUGUAAAAACGGCUGCUGUGAGGAAACAAAAGUAGGCUACAACUGUCACUGCUCAAGUGGGUUUCAAGGGAGACAUUGCGAUGAACAGUCAACAGAAUUAUCGACUACGGACACAACGACCAAGCGUACGACGAGUCCUACGACCACGAUGUCAGACACAACGAUAUCGCAAGAAACCACCACCUCCAAGUCAACAGAAUUAUCGACUACGGACACAACGACCAAGCCUACGACGAGUCCUACGACCACGAUGUCAGACACAACGAUAUCUCAAGAAACCACCACCUCCAAGUCAACAGAAUUAUCGACUACGGACACAACGACCAAGCGUACGACGAGUCCUACGACCACGAUGUCAGACACAACGAUAUCGCAAGAAACCACCACCUCCACCAGGCUUGAUGCAUCUGUCAGCCUUGGUAUGGAUCUUGCUUUGCAGUCCUCUGAGAUGCAGUCAAGCCAUCUUUUGGGUGGACGGCCUCUGGGUCGAUUUCCUGUUACCUUCCUUCCACGGCAAUUUUGGGGUAUCUUGUAG